Molecule: messenger RNA, 6428 nt
Organism: Syngnathoides biaculeatus (alligator pipefish)
Lineage: Eukaryota; Metazoa; Chordata; Actinopteri; Syngnathiformes; Syngnathidae
Gene: lrrc8da
Product: leucine rich repeat containing 8 VRAC subunit Da
Exons: 3
Coding region: 287-2761 (824 amino acids)
Molecular function (GO): protein binding
Source: RefSeq, a predicted model, not a curated record
CAUGUUAGAUCUGCUCUUUAGUCCCCCCUUCGCCGAGGGAAGGGUCUCGCUUCUCUUGUCGCGCGUGUUGUCGGCGAACAAAAGACUUGCAAGCAAGAGUUUCUGCUCAGCGGAAGGCACACCUUUGAAGGAUGUAGCCGGAACCCUCAACCAACAUAUGCCGUGUUGUAAACCUCGCGAUCGGGGAAAUGUGCAACGCGGGCUGAGGAAGAAAUAACCGGGGUCCGUUAACGCCACACUGACAGCUUGAUAUAAAGAGAGGCAUGCUGAACCGGAAGGAUUAUUCAUGUUUGACCUAAUGUUCACAGUCACCGAGUUUGCCUCCUUGAAUGACGUCCAUCCAACGUACCGCAUCUUAAAGCCAUGGUGGGAUGUCUUCAUGGACUACCUGAGCCUGGUCAUGCUGAUGUUGGCCCUGUUCGCCAUGACCAUGCAGAUCACAAAGGACCAGGUAGCUUGCCUUCCUUUCAUGGAGGAAUCGGAGGAGAACUCUGGAAAUUACUCCUACCCCGCACAUACUGCGCAGGAGGUAGCAACUGCAACGGCGAGGGGUGGAGAGAAUUGCAUUAAUCAGCAUCAAGCACCGGGAAUCAAGACCAAUUUGGACUUUCAGCAGUAUGUGUUUAUCAACCAAAUGUGUUAUCACCUUGUCUUGCCCUGGUAUUCCAAAUUCUUCCCCUACCUCAUCCUGAUCAACACUGUUAUCCUGAUGGUAAGCAGCAAUUUCUGGUUCAAGUUUCCCAAGACCAGCUCUAAAAUAGAACACUUUGUUUCGAUUCUAUGCCGCUGUUUUGAGUCUCCUUGGACUACUAAAGCGGUGUCUGAAACGGCCUGCGAAGACUCUGAGGAGAACAAGCAGAGGUUGAGCGGCACCUCUUUUGCACUUAAGAAGGCGUCUUUAGAGAGAAAGGAGGAAGGUUCCAGUUCCACCUUGACCUCCCCUAUGCUCGACGGUGUGGUCUCUGCAGAUAUGCCCAUUGCCGAAGCCCCGACGGCCAGUAUGCCCAUAUUGGAUAAAAAGGACGGGGAGCAGGCCAAAGCCCUGUUUGAGAAAGUGCGGAAGUUCCGAGCUCACGUGGAGGACAAUGAUUUCAUCUACAGGUUUUACGCCGCUCAGACCAUUUUCAAAACGGCCACAUUUAUUUCAAUGCUCUCCUACACCUCAAGCUUUUUGGUUAAAAUUAAUUUUAUACACAUCUGUGAGACCGAUGUCAAAGCGUUGGUAGGGUAUGGGAAGUUCUUUUGUACGCAUAACAUGGCUUUCUUAUUGGACAAGGUGCUUAUUUGCUACAUAGCUCUGAUGAUAAUGUAUGGGAUGGUGUGUCUUUACUCCCUCUUUUGGGUGUUUCGAGGACCUUUGAAGGAGUACUCUUUUGAGAAAGUCAGAGAAGAGAGCAGCUUUAGUGACAUUCCAGAUGUUAAAAAUGACUUUGCAUUCCUCUUACACAUGGUUGACCAAUACGACCAACUAUAUUCCAAGCGCUUUGGGGUAUUCCUGUCUGAGGUGAGCGAGAACAAGCUGCGGGAGAUUAGCCUCAAUCACGAGUGGAACUUCAAAAAAGCGAGGAAGUGUGUGACGCGUAAUGCACAAGACCAGCAGGAGCUGCACCUUAAGAAUCUCUUUGGUCUCCCAAACGUGGUCUUCGACCUCACCGACCUGGAGGUCCUCAAGCUCGAGAAAAUUCCCGAGGUCAGAUUUACUGCUAAUGUCUCUCAGAUGACCAGUCUGAGGGAGCUGCACCUCUACGAGUGUCCUGCCAAAGUGGAGCAAACGGGUUUUGCCUUUCUCCGCGACCAUCUCCACAGCCUUCACAUCAGUUUCACUGACGUUACUGAGAUCCCGACGUGGGUUUUCUUGCUGAGGAAUUUGCGAGAGCUUUUUAUCAUCGGGAAUCUGAGCUCCGAAAAUAACAGGAUGGUCGGUUUGGAAUCCAUGAGAGACUUGCGGCAUUUAAAGACAUUACACCUGAAGAGCAACCUCCCAAAAUUGCCCACCAACAUCACAGACGUGUCCCACCACUUGGUGAGAUUAGUGGUGCACAACGACGGCACAAAGCUAUUUGGGCUGAAUACUCUGAAAAAAAUGACCAACCUCAUUGUCCUGGAAUUGCACAGUUGUGAGCUGGAAAAGAUUCCUCAUGCUAUUUUUAGCUUGCUCAACCUGCAGGAGCUUGAUCUGAAGUCCAACAACAUCCGGACCAUAGAGGAGAUUGUCAGCCUCCAGCACCUUAAGAGGCUGACGUGUCUCAAAUUGUGGCACAACCAAAUCACAGCAAUCCCCUCCUCCAUUGUCCAAGGCAAGUCAUUGGAGGCUCUGCACCUCUCACACAAUAAACUGGUCUCCCUGCCCCCGGCAUUAUUCAGACUACCUAAACUUCAAUACUUGGAUGUGGCCCACAACUUAAUCCAGGUGCUCCCACCGGAUGUGGGUCUCCUGUUAGACCUGCUGCACCUAGACGUUACUUCCAAUAAGCUGGAAACAUUGCCCAAGAAUCUGUUCAAGUGCACCAAGCUGAGGGUUCUGUGCUUGGGUCACAACGAUCUUAGGGAGCUGUCGCAGGCUGUGGGCGAUCUGGUUCAGCUCAAUCAUCUGGAGUUGAAGGGCAACAAUUUGGAAAGGCUGCCUGCACAGCUUGGCAACUGCCGCCGGUUGCUCAAGAAUGACUUCCUAGUGGAGGAUCACCUCUACAUGACGCUGCCUGUGGAAGUCAGGGAAAGUAUUAGCCGAGACAGCACCAUGGCCAGUACGAGUGUCUUAUAGCAGGGGUUCUCAAACAUUUUGGGUCCGGGGAGAAAUCUUUCCAAUGCCUUGAUAAUCCUUGCGCCAAUUAAAAAUAUCCACGUUGAAUAUGGUGAACGCCCAAUAUAUGAUUCUGAAAAUUUGGGACCAAUUGAAUCUUGGUACCAAAAUGGUGGCAUCGCAAUUUAUUUGUACGAGGCAAGACUACGGCCAAGCUUAAUGAAGCUCUUUCCCAUCACAUUAACAGAGUCCCUUGUUCCAAGAUGUUACAAGAUGGCACCAUAGCAAUAUUUUUCACAUUAAACAUUCCUUUGCAGGAUAGGUUCCCCCAAAACAUCUGCAAUGCCGAACAAUAAAUAUGGGAGGGCUUCACGUUAUCCCUAAAUGAGACUGGAAAUAAAAAGUUGCCUUUUUUGGACAAAAUCCAGUCCCCUACAAAAGUGUUAGAACAGCAAGGUCAAUUCCUUUGUUUUGGUUCUAUACUGAAGACAUUUGGGUUUCAGAUCAGAAGAUUAAGAUUAGACAAAUGUUAAGAAUUUCAUCGUUUAUUUUGUUAACACAGAGCACCACCUACUUUUAAAGGGCACAAAAGAAUUGGAACAGACAUGAUUAACAUCAGGAAUAACACUUAAUAUAAGAUGGCAUAACCCUUAUUUGCCAUAACUGCAUCAAGCCUGUUACCCAUCCUUUGAACUGCUUUUUUUCAACUGUAAUCUCUUUCAGUAGUUUCUCGUGUUUUCUCCCUUCAGUCUCCCCUUCAGGUGGUACAAUUCAUGCUCUAUUGGGUUUAGGUCUGCUGAUUGACUUGGCCAGUCCAAGACCUUCCACUUUUUCUCCCCAAUGAAGUCCUUUGUGGUGUUGGUACUGUGUUUUAGGUCAUUGUCUUUCUGCGUGAUGAAACUUCUGACUAAUUUGAAUGUGUGUUAUGUAAAUUGCCAGACAAAAUGGUUUUGUAGAAUUCAGAAUUCAUUCUCUUGCUACCUUCAUGAGUUACAUCAUUAUUAAAGACAUGUGAGCCCGUUCGAGAAGCAGCCAUUUAAGUUCAAGCCACGACAUUACGUCCACAGAUGAGGUUUUGUGUUUUGGAUCAUAACCAUAUCCUUUCUUUCUCCAUACUUUGGUCUGUCCAGCACUUUGUUAGAGGUUCGUUUUUGGUCUCAUCAGGCCAUGUCCAAAACUUCCGUGGCUCAUCUCUACUUUUUUUGCAAAAUCCAAUAUGGCCCUGCGAUUCUUUUGGUGAUAAGAGGUUUGCAUCUUGUGGUAUGUGGCCUGUUUUUUUUUCAUCUCCCCAAGAAUUCUUCCAACAGUGGAUUGUGAUACCUUCACCCCUGCCCUGUGGAGGUUGCCAAUGAUGUCACUGACUGCUGUCUUUGGGUGUCUCUUUACAGCUCUCACAAUGUUUCUGUCAUCAACUGCUGUUGAUAGAUACUCUUGGCUGACCCGUUAGUGGCCCGCUACGCCGUACAGCAGUAGUUUCUUGCUUUUUCAGGACAUUCCAAAUUUUUCCAUUGCCUAUGCCCAUGUUUGUGCCAUAGCUCUGAUGAAUUUUGCGUCUUCUCUCAGCUUCAAAAUGGUUUACUCAUCUCCUACAGACGGCUCUCUGGUCUUCAUGUUUGCUUUGUAGCAAAUGCAGUUUUCAAUGAAACCCAAAGAAAAACAAGCACUAUUUAAUGUUUGAGUAAUCAGACUUGGCUUCAUACAAAAAGGUGCUCUGUCCUGAGUUGUUUUACACAUCUAGUUGUAAAAACCAUUAAAUAAAAGUUGGGAUUCUGAACUUUUGCCUUAUAUUCAUUUUAUGAUCUGAAACUCAAAAGUCUUCAAUAUACAACAAAAAUAAAUAAAUUGACCUUGUUGUUCCAAUACUUGUGGAGGAGACUGCAGGUUUUAAUGUUAUGAUAACAAAUUCAUAUUUUUCAGCGAAACAAAAAGUAAUUGUCUUUACAAGUGUAAAGGUGUAUUUUUUUUGUGAUUACAAGUUGAAGGGCUGUGUUCGGUGUGACUACGUAUCCACCAGUGAACCCCCGUAUAUUCGCAGUUUGGCAUUUACGAAUUUACAUAUUCACAAUUUGGUUUCCUGCUUAGGCUAAAACUAUAAAAUUAUUCCUUCAUUGCCAUUGAGGCAUCUUGAUGCUAAACAACUCUUUUGAAAUAAGUUGAGACGCUACACGUUGAUUUAAGUCGUGCUUUGUCACUUGGCAUUUAUACAAGUGUUUUUUUUUUUUUUUUUUUUUUUUUUGUAUUUCAAUUAGGGAAGGUUGACCAGCUGACUUUGAUGCAGUAUGCUACGUUUUAAGUAUGCAACAGUAAUGACGUAACUAAUGGCGCGCACUAGGAGUCUUCCAAAACUUUUUUCUUCAUUUUACUAAUGAGCGACAUAUUGUGUACUUUAUAAAAAUCCAUAAAGAUUGAAUACAGAGUAGGGAUAACAGUGAUUUUGAGCAAAAACGGAAGAAUACAGUUGAGAUUUUACCAAAAAGGAAGGUAUAAUUUAACAAGUGAUUUAAAAAAAAUCCCCUUUUAUUCUAGAAAUGCUGCCUUAACGCUCUAAAAAAAAUAGCACUAUAUUUUUUUGGAGGGGCGGGGGAGAUUUUUCUUGGGCAAAAAAAAUGCAAUCGCUGUUAUAAUACAUCUGCUUAAAGAAAACAUUUUUUGUACAGAUGUCAGAUCAUCUCACCAAUCACAUCAAAGUUUUUAAUUGGCUCAAAAAUCAUACAGGCAGAAGUAAUUUGUUUUGCAUGUUUGUUUUCUUGGCACUCCCUAUAUUUAGGUAUGCACUCAAUAAUAGAAAAUAAUUUAUUACCACCUCACUAAUACAAAAUAAUUUAUUGCCAGACUGAGUUUGAGAACAUUUGACUGAUAGCACCAAACACCAAGGGCUGGACAUUGAAUGCAAUUUCAGAACUUUAAUGGGUUGUCUUAGUUGCUCAAUGUUUGUUAAACAGAAUGAAUGUACCUGUCAUUUAAUUAAACUUUUUAAAAAAAAUAUUUCAAGCAUUUCAUAGUUUGUAACCAUAACGUUAGCUUGAAAGCUUGUUUUUUAUGUGUGUGUACCUGUAUUUUAGUCUCUCAGGAACAAUUAGAACCAUAGAUGAAAAUGUAUUAGGGGGGAUAUUUUUUUUUCUUCACCGAGGGCCAAAAUAACCACUUUGUCUUGUUCAUGAAAAUGUUGUUACGCUCAUUACUUGAAGAGUAUAUUCUUGUCCUUUUUUCAUCUACAUGGUUGAGAAUAUUAGUUGUGUCUGUUCAUCAAUGUCAUAAAGAAAAUAGCUAUUCCAGAAAUGAGUAAAUCACUAGAUAUUAACUUUAAUCACUAUAUUAUUGAUCUUGUUUGCAAUUCACUUGCAUAAAUAAAUCUGGAUGUUCUCUGUUGCCAUUUUAGUACCCUGUCAGGAACUUUCAAUUUUUGUUCUUGUUCUAAAAUGUAAAUAUUCCCGUGUCUUCAGCUUCAAUGAAUUAUUCUACAUUGACGACAAAGCUGUCUGGGUUCAUCCCCCCAUGUAUUUUUGUAAACUAUGUCAAUGUAUUCAUCGUCAAGAGUUGCUGUAUCACCUCAGUGUCCUAUGCUCAAAGUUCCCAUCUUUUAUGACUCAAUAAAACAUUUGUAAGACAUACAUAUGUACACAGGCCAUACAUUAUAUCAUCGUCAUAACGUGAUAAAAAUGAAAAGUUGAACGAUAAAUGUGUCGCA